Messenger RNA from Aquila chrysaetos chrysaetos, 6992 nucleotides. RefSeq names its product fatty acyl-CoA reductase 2 (gene FAR2). Gene Ontology annotation, biological process: long-chain fatty-acyl-CoA metabolic process. NCBI's taxonomy places the organism in Eukaryota, Metazoa, Chordata, Aves, Accipitriformes, Accipitridae. Gene Ontology annotation, cellular component: peroxisome. Gene Ontology annotation, molecular function: alcohol-forming very long-chain fatty acyl-CoA reductase (NADP+) activity. The transcript has 13 exons. The coding region runs from base 358 to 1905 and encodes 515 amino acids. The record is from RefSeq and is a predicted model, not a curated record.
UUGUUAUGAAAACAUAUACAUGCUGUUCCAUUUGAUUUCAUUGAGACUUUUAAGCGUUGUGAUUAUGUAUUUACCUGGCAAGAGAGCUGGAUGGAAACUACGCUGACAGUAGAGGAGGGAGAAUUACAGUUUUAGAAAGAGCAUAGUGAGGCUGAGAGAGACUAAGAGGUUUCACUGAAAAAUCAAGAGGUUGCUCCUGGAUGUCAUUAUAUUGGUGGCCCUUCUGCUUCAUUCAUUCUCCUCUAAUUCUUAAUGGUGGUCAAACAGUUUGGACUACUUAAGAGAGUCAGCUGAUCUGUGAAGCUGUACAGGUACCUCCUGCAGGAAGUUAAAGGGAGGACAGAACAAGAAAGCACCAUGUCUUCAGUCUCAGCUUAUUACAAUGGAAAGACCGUACUUAUCACAGGAGCUACAGGUUUCAUGGGCAAAGUACUGGUGGAAAAGCUUCUGCGCUCCAGCCCUGAAGUGAAAGCAGUUUACAUACUUGUCAGGCCAAAGGCUGGACAAUCAAUGCAAGAGAGAGUGGCCAACAUGUUGAAAUGCAAGGUCUUUGACAGGGUCCGAGAAGAUUGCCCUAAUUUCCACGAGAAGAUUAAGCCUAUUAAUGCUGAACUCACUCAGCCCAAGCUGGCCAUCAGUGCUGAAGAUGAGGAGGAGCUUCUGACCCGGGUCAAUAUUGUCUUCCACUGUGCAGCAACAGUUCGCUUUGAUGAACCCCUCAAACAUGCCCUGCAACUGAACGCAAUGGGCACGCAGCGGCUCCUAGAGCUGGCCCGGCAGAUGCAGAACCUCGAGGCCUUCAUCCACAUCUCCACCGCCUAUGCAAACUGUGUCCGAAAAUGCAUAGACGAGGUCAUCUACCCACCCCCGGCUGAACCCAAGAAGCUCUUUGAUUUAGUAGAGUGGUUGGAUGAAUCUAUCAUUCAAGACAUCACACCCAAGCUGCUUGGGGACUGGCCCAACACUUACACCUACACCAAAGCCUUGUCAGAAUACCUGAUUCAGCAAGAGAAAGGAAACUUGAACAUUGCUAUCAUCAGGCCAUCCAUCGUGGGAGCUAGCUGGCACGAGCCUUUCCCAGGUUGGAUUGACAGCUUCAACGGGACAAGUGGAAUAUUUGUUGCGGCGGGCAAAGGGAUUCUGCGGACCGUCAUUGCCAAUAACGAAGCGGUGGCAGACAUGAUUCCAGUAGACGUUGCCAUCAACCUGACCCUUGCAGCCGGGUGGUACACUGCUGUGCACAGACCAAAAAACAUGUUGGUGUACAACUGCACAACAGGUGGAAUCAACCCUUUCUUCUGGGGAGAAAUGGAGCAGUAUGUUAUAUCCACGUUCAAAAGGAACCCCCUGGAGCAGGCCUUCCGAACACCCAACGCUCACUUGACGUCCAACUACUUGAUAAACCAGUACUGGAUAACUGUCAGUCACAAGGCACCGGCCAUACUCUACGACCUGUACAUGAGGCUCACGGGGAGAAAGCCCAGAAUGAUGAAGAUUAUCAAUCGACUGCACAAGUCUAUGAUGCUCCUGCAGUAUUUCUCCACUCAGUCCUGGGAUUGGUCUUCAGAUAAUAUGAAUAUGUUAAUGAGUCACCUUAACACAGAGGACAAAAAGUUAUACAACUUUGAUGUUCGUCAGCUGCACUGGUCAGAAUACAUUGAAAGCUACUGCCUAGGUGCUAAGAAGUACUUGCUAAAUGAGGACAUGGCUGGCAUUCCAGCAGCAAAGCAGCACUUACGAAAGCUGAGGAACAUCCGAUAUGCAUUCAACACCACCCUCCUAGUGAUCAUCUGGCGCAUUUUCAUUGCAAGGUCACAGAUGGCUCGAAACAUCUGGUACUUUGUGGUGAGCCUCUGCUACAAGUUCCUUUCCUACUUCAGGGCAUCCAGCACCCUUAGGCACUGAAGCCGUCCAUCAGCAACCAGCCUCUUCCAGAAGGACCUCCAUCUCCUCUAAUCAGCAACUAUGGGCAUCGGGGUCUGAAAGUAGCAGAAAAAUCCACUCCCUCCAACAGCAGCCUGCAUUUAUUGUGCACUGUUACAUGUUCACCUUUUUAAUUUUAACUAAUGCUUUAAUACAUGGUGGUCUUUCAUCUGUAGGACCAGGCCAAUUUUUAAAGCCAUAACUGAAGCUUUAGGAACAGGUCAAGCUGGAACCGUUCAUCUAGAGUCUGAUGUGCAAGAGUAAGGAUUAACCAAAGUCAUUGUCUUCCCAUGUACUACCUAGGCUAUCUUAAUCCCAUCUUCUUCCUCAAAAGAGGCAAAUUUAAAGCAUACAACCUUGGAAGAAAAGGAUGCCAUCAGAGGAGACCCAGCCAAGGAAAUUAACCUGUAAGAGGUCUUCCUAAAGAGGCUAUUCCUUCAUUCUCAUUCAGUGAAAUGGUACCUUAUUGAAAAACAUGAUGUCACAUUUUCAGUUUUUCAAAACUUAGAGGGGAAAAAAGAUCAGUUACAUUAGGCCAGUGAACACACCGAACAGUUUUCAGAUCUUGUCUUAUAUUGAGGACUGACGCUUUCAAGCCAUAACUGAAGACACACGUAGAAUUCAUGUACCUGUGUUAACUCUACUCACUCAGAAGCUGCUUUCUUAUGGAGAGGUAUUUUUUCUCUGUGUGGUUAAGGUUGCAGUCUAUUAAAAAGCCCUGUUCUUGCAUUUAUCACAUUUGCUUGGAACAUUUUUUUGGCUUGAAAAAUGCUGUAUUUACUCUGAGAAUGAAGAGGAAACUUCUUAAAAGAUUGAAGAAGAAUUCAGAAGCUCUUUAUUAUUUUUGAGGAAUAGCUUUUUUUCUCCCUUGGAUUUGUCUGCAGAAAACCUCUCUCCCUAUAGCUCAAAAAAGGCCUGAUGCUGUCCUUCAUGCUUUCAUUACAGCUAAAUCACUUUGCAGUUGAUCAAUUCCACUGGCAAUGAAAGUGUAAAGACAUGUAUGGAGGAAAUCCCAUCAGGUCAGUUCUGCUGCCACUCCUGGCAUUAGGAACUAAAAAGUCUGAAACCUGUUUUCAUUGCGAAUAGGAAAGGUUUCAUUGACUUCUGUGUAAAAAAAAGUCAUGCAUGGUGAAGGUAAUGCAUUUUGUCCUACCUUGCAGUUUAGAAAGGAACCCAAGGAUCUUCCUAACGCUCAUGGCUAUUGGAGAUACUUGUUUCACCUAGUGAAGUAUGAAUUCCGGGGUGGGGGGGGAGAGAGAGAAAGAGAGCGCCUUCUUCAAAGUAGCUGGUGCAACAACGGCCUUAGUGCAACAGCAACAAAUUCAUCAUGCUAUCAGAUUUUUAAAGUUAAAUCUAGUACUGGAAUAUUUUUUAUUCAGAUAACACCGAAUAAGCACUUUAAGAUUAUCAGACUUCAAAGCAGCUAGUUUUUGAAACAAUGCAGCAUCCAAUUUCUUUAGUCUUGUGUCAUGCUAGCUGUCUGAAAAAGUAAUGCUACAUCACAGAAAAAUUGACACAGUUGCUCUUUUGAGAGCUGAGAAUAGCAGAGUAUUUACAAAGCUGGCAUUCUUCAGAAAUUAUACUUGUUUUUGGCAGUGAAGGCAAGAGCAGGUUAUGAUGACAGUAUAUUUAUAUAUUAGGCCUCCAAGCUAGUUCAAAAGUCUUUCUAAAGGUGCAAGGAAUUAAUCUUCCCCUGUAUGCCCCAGAGGUCUGGUUUCAAGCGAUUGCCAAAGGAUACCUGCAGCAGAACCUGGCCCGAAACACGGUGUCCAGAAUGGCAGGGCUCUGGCAUUCCCUAGCAAUGUUUGUCACGCAUUACUUCUGAUCUGUGCUUAAUUAGGUCAAGCACCCAGUUUAUAAAGAUGGACUUUUUUUUAAGCUCUUGCCUUGAAAACAUACUUUCAAAAUGAACCCAUGCUGGUUGUUAGCUAUGUGUUUUCCAAGUUCAGAAAGCUGGCAGUGCGGGCCGUGCAUUGCACAUUAGCGAGGUGUCAUGCCUUGGAAACUAGGAGCUAUGGGUUUGGGCGCUGGGGACCAGAAAUUUCAUGUACAGUGUUUCCGUAGCAGUGUAUAUGGUGAAGCUUAGCUGCGUUAUCCUUUGCUAACUUACUUGGCUGUGCGGAGACUGUGGCUACCUUGGCAGCGUGAGGCAGGUUGCUGUAGGGAUUCCUCUAGAAAGUCUGCAUUCCCUCAAGUACAUAAUCAGGUCAUCAGCCAGCUUUCAGUCUUCUCAUAUGAAAGGCUAAAAAACAAACCAAAACAAAACUGCAGAUUAUUUUGAAACAAACUUCCAUUAAAAAAAGUAGGAAAGAAUUUUAGCUCAUAUCCUAAAAGUCUUUUUAAGUGCCUGCCUUAUGUACAAAGAGAAGCAACAGCUAAGGGGAUCGUGUCUUACGCUGUGCACGACAGACAAAAACCUGAGUCUCAGAAAAGUCAAAUACUGCAGACCUGCUACACCUACAAUGUCUGGUCUACAUCAGUCAGCUCUACGAUGAGUAAAGUGUCCUGCCUUCCCUUCCCCAACGCUCGUCAUGCCACGCAUUCCUCACGUAUGCCUGCAGGCGUUGAGUUAUUUGCGCAGGCUGUAUUGUCCCACCAAGCCCGAGAUGUAUCUUUGCUCACCUGAGCAUAUCCAGACCUGUGUUCUGCACGUGCAAAAAAAAAAAAAAAAAAAAAAAAGAUGCUUCAGGUUUCUCUCAGACCAAUGGUGGUACCACGUUCUAAAGCUCUUCAGCAUUUUGCUGAAGGUAACAAACAGCCACAGCAAAGCUACUACUCAGCCCUGAGAAAACAGCAGGAGCUGCUUGGGAUGUUGCAGAAACAUAGCUGUUGCAGAUGGUGUAUGCUCUUCUGGAGACCUUUCGUAGCCCACACAGCAUCGCCGGCAGCCGGCUCCAGAACUCUGGCCUUGCCUGGGGUGGGGAUCAAGCUGUUAGCUUUUCUUAACACAGACAUAACAUGCAGUGAAACUUGAAUCUUUAAUCCCUUGUCUUGUGGCUCGAGAUGUUUUCAGGUGAUUGUCUGAACCGCAGAAAUAUGUCAGAAAAACCUCAAUGCGGAGACUGACACGUGGCAAUGGCCUUUGGGUGCCAAUCAUGACUGUCGGCGUGGAGAGCUGGACCUGGCAUAAGAACUUGUUCUCACCUCAGGCAGUGACUUAUCUUUGAGGUUUUACUGUGUGCUCCUCAGUGUAUUUGUAUGUGCUCUGAAGAAACCCAAGCCUUGGGGAAGAUAUCUAAAAGAAACCUCUGAGCGACAGCCAUUUCUUUUCUUCCCCAUUCUCUCUCUUGCUCUUUCAUGUAUACUUACAAACUUGUGUCAAAAGAAAAGCCAAAUACAGUUGUUACCAAGUUAAAUUGGAGGUCCUGUGGUGACUGUGCACAAAUUAACACAAACACCUCAGGAGUGGAUAUUACUCAUGGCUGAAGGCUAGAGCUUUUAAUACCUGUAAGGCUGAAGCAGGACUCAAGCUUUUGGGGUUUUUUUUUUUCCUACAGAGGUAGCAUGGGCAGUGCUACGGGGAGGCAAGAGGAGUAGGAAGAGCAUUCCUGCAGCCUCUGCUCACAGACAGCAGAAGCACAGAGAACAAUAUUGGCAGCCAGUCUGCACAGCCACAAAAGAAAGUAUCUGCCACAAGACAGUAUAAUGGGAUUAUUUGUCUGCACCCUAUGAACUUGCAGUGUAUCUACCCCCUCACGGUGUCAGAAGCCUGCAGUGCUGCUACAGAAAUAAGACGGACCACUGCUGAACCCCAUGUACUGUUUUUGUUAAUACUGUGCACAUACACUAGUCUGUAGGCUAUAGCUAUGAACUGCUGUUGCAAAAGCAAUGAAACACUGAAUAUCAUUUCACUGUCAAAGAGCAAUGGGCAUAAGCUUGCAGUUAAGAAGUAUCUUUUUUUUUUUUUAAUUAAAUUGCGAUAACAAAAAAACCCAAAUCCCUAAAACUAAUCCAAGUUUAAACUGCCUUUUGACUGACAACCAAAGCUGUUUAGCUCCAGCAUGCCUGUUACCAAAAAAAUAAAAUUUCUCACCUUGUUAAGAAAAUACAAUUCUUUCUUGGUAGAGGGGGGUGGUAACAGACAUACUGGUAUAUUACAGGCUGUUGGCCCAUUAUCCACCUCCUCAAGAAAUUUGUUAUUUUACAUUUUCUAAGAAAACAUGAUUAUAUAUAUGCGCGUGUGUGUAGUUACAUCUUUCAGCACCAGUCUUUUCACACAGUAUACAGAGAUGGUAAAAGUAGCAGAGCUCAUAUCGAAAUGCCAGGCUGUGCUUGUUUGGUAUGCAUUGUUCCAAUUCAGUUUAAGACAAAGUGAUUAAAACCUACCCUAGUUUCCAGCAUAAAGGAAACCGAACCUGUAGUACUAUUAAUCAAAUCAUCAUCAUGAAUAAGCAACUGGGAAAAGAGGGAGGGGGGCAUUCUUUUGUUUGUAAAUAAGCUACAGCUUCAUGGUCGAAAGCAUGCUGUUGCUCUUCCAGCAUUGACGUUCUACCGCAGAAAGCGAGGAUGAACUUUUAUUACAAUUGGACCCUUUAUUCUAGUGCAGAGUAAAUAACAUGCUGUACAUUCCCCAGAAGCUAAAUGGUGAAUACCCCAUUACAUGGUGCUAAAUAUAGGUAUGAAGGUGGUACAGACUUACUUAAAAGAAUUAAAAAAAAAAAUAUGCGUAUUUGGGGAAUAAUUAAAGAUGUACUAUCCCACUUUUCUCUAUUGCUUAAAAGUCAACUAUGAAUUGAGUUGGUUUGUUCAGAUUAACACGAAACUGCUUGCAAAAGGUUUCUUGUUCUUAAAUAAUCUUGGCAGACCCCAGUUUAUAGUAAAAUAUGUACUCUCCCACUGUCCAAAGUUUAUAUGGUUCUAUCUGCUAUUUCUAUUCUCUUGUUAGCUAUGAGACAACUUACUGUUAUAAAUCUUAAUUACAAAGUUUCUAAUGUUACGGUGUAAUCUUUUGAGCUCUCAAAUCAGAUAAAAUGGUAAAGUCACAAAUUAUGAGAACCUCAGCCAUAAAAUUGUUAAUAUGAUGUUUAUGUUAUUUUAAACAUUUAAUAAAACAAAAUAUUUUAAAACUA